UUAUAACAGCUAAUUAAAGUGCAUUCGGUACUGUUGUGAUGUGCAAACGAAAUUGGAAUUCGCUUUCACAGCCACAGCUGGAAGCGAAUACCUACUUAAUUUAUACCAAAUUGCACAUGCAAGGUCGAGUAGCGAACAAGGACUAAUUGAAACAAAUGCUAAGCGGACAGUUUAAGUUCUCAUCGACGCCGGCCCAGAACUAGUUAGAAUGCAGUAUUAUCUAGAUCCAUCGCCGGAAUAAACUGUGUUUGCAGCAGGAAAAAUUUGGUUAUUAAGAAAAAUAAUCUCCGAAUUGUAUCAGCUCAGUGGCAUGGUGUUGAGAAUGGUCAAAUUUACUUGUGGUGGAAUAUUGGUGCUGGCAGCAGCUCUGCCAUGCUUAGCAGUUUUAAAAUCUCAUAUGUGUUCAGUGGAUUUUGACAAAGGCACCGGAAUCGGUUUAUUGAAAGAAACCUUCACCAAGAAGAUGUAUUGUGCGUACCUGGGAAUACCAUACGUUCAGCCACCCGUUGGAGAGCUGAGGUUUGAGGAUCCUGUUCCCUUCAUCUUUGCCGGUACCGGUCAUUUUAACAAACCAGGCGCCCAAUGUCUUCAGGAUGACGACAAAUGUAACGAGCUGGCUUGUUCGGAAGACUGCUUGUAUUUGAACGUCUACACGCCCAAAAUCAAAAGGAGCCACAAAUCGCUACUCACGAUGCCGGUGCUGGUGUGGAUUCAUGGCGGAAGCUUCGUAGAAGGUUCUUCUGAGACAGAUAUUUUCGGUUCGGAUUUUUUCCUUGAUGAGAAUUUGAUAGUGGUGACCAUCAAUUAUCGGCUCGGUCCGUAUGGAUUUUUGGGGAUAGAAGACCUGAACAUCCCGGCGAAUCUCGGGCUGAAAGAUCAAACGGAAGCCCUCCGGUGGGUUCAGCGAAAUAUCGGCAGCUUUGGCGGUGACCCGGCUCGGGUGACUCUCAUGGGUUGGAGCGCCGGGGCAGCAUCCGCCACCUAUCAUCUGUACUCGCCGGCAUCGAAAGGAUUGUUCCAGCGCGCCAUUGCCAUGUCUGGUACCAUGUCACAGCCUUGGGCGUACAAUUUCCUUAACCAAUGGUGCUCUAACGAGUUUCUUCACCGAGUCGAUGCCACGACUAAGGAAGAGCUCAAAGCGCGGGCUGCAAAAUUUAUAGCGCCAAAUAUCGUGUUUCGAUACUUUACAUUCGACUAUUUGUGUUGGAUGCCAAGUGGGGACACAAUCUAUGCGCCCCGGCAUCCUUUCGAAAUUGUGCAAACGAUGGCCCCCAUCAGCGAUGUGCCACUUUUGGUCGGCGAAACGGCCCUUGAGCUGGAAAAUCUAUACAACGAGCGCGAAUUUGUCAUGGGUCGAUUCAAUUAUCCAAACGACAACGUUACCAUCUACGAGCGUGUGAAAGGUUACAUUGAACAGACUGGCUCAAAUCGGUCAGCCAAAGUGUUCUAUCGAAAGUUGGCGUCCAUGGCUGACAUCAAAUUCGGUGUACAUUAUUUUGUCGAGCAGGCUUCAAACCACUUCAAAGCACCCAUCUACCGGUAUCGGUUUUCGUUCGAUGGGCCGUUUGGAUAUGCCAAGAAUGUCCUCUACCGGACGGGAUAUCCAGUGUUAUCGGGAGCAAUGCAUGGAGACGACCUGGGAUACUUAUUCACGCCGUACAAUUAUGCAGGCAUCGUUGCGCCUUCCUCCAAUGUCGAGAACAAAACUCGGGAACUGCUGGCCAAGAAAGCGUUACGCAUCCAACGCCGGAUGGUUCGCUUGUGGACCAACUUCAUCAAACAUGGUAAUCCGACACACAACACCGUCAACUGGCGAAACAAUCAAACAAUCGUGUGGCAUCCAUAUAAUGAUCCAUCCGGUGCAAAACGUAGAAUUCUUCACAUCGACCAGCAAAUCCGGGAACAGACGGACCGAACCGAGGAAAAUUUUUACUAUCAGUUGUGGAACACGGUUUUCAACUGUCUGUAUUAUUUCCAGUGUCAGUUUUUGGAAAACCUAACGGAAUACUAUUAGGAUAACUAAUCAUACCUGUGUUAUUUAUUAAAGGAAAAUUGUAUGUGAUAUUUAAUGUCAAUGGAACUAGAUUCCAUAUGGUUGCAACUUUCUGCUUGGAGUAAAUAAAAUUU
This is a messenger RNA of Uranotaenia lowii, 2127 nucleotides long. RefSeq names its product venom carboxylesterase-6-like. Bases 311 to 2014 code for a protein of 567 amino acids. The transcript is spliced from 4 exons. Lineage: Eukaryota; Metazoa; Arthropoda; Insecta; Diptera; Culicidae. The record is from RefSeq and is a predicted model, not a curated record.